CUCAGAACAAUGCAUAAAAAAUGACGCAGUAUGCGGAGUUUUAAAUGAAAGCAGAUUGAAUUAGUGGAGAAAACUGCAAGCAGGUGCGUAGGCUGAUUCCUACUCUUGGUAUGUGAUCCACUGAGGUUUUCAAGGUCUUCAACAAAAGUCCUAGCUUGAACACAACACAAGGAGAUGAGAGAAUACCAUGUGAAGAUCUCUAGCAGAUGAGGAAUAUUACUAAAGAAGACUCUUUGCACAUACUCCAUCAGAGCAAUGGGUUUUCUACAAGGAUUUCAAGGUACAAAGGAGUUACACCACCCAAAUGUGGAAAACGUGAGGCUAGAUUGGGUCAAUUCCUUGGGAAGAAGCCAAUGAUGAAGCUACCCUAUCGGUCAUCAGAAUCUUGCAACCUGCAAAUCCAUCUGCUUUAUUUUUACCCUAUCAAUCCCAUUUGGUGGAUUCAAGCCUCAAAAGCCAUGAUGGACUUGCCUGUGAUAUUAAAUUUUACAGCAACACAAACUCACAAAGGAUUCAACAUUGUUAGGGUAACACCAAUAACUGGCUAUGUGAAGUUUUAAAUAUCAUGAUAUUGAGGAUUCUCUUCCUUGCAGUUUGCACCCUUUUGAUUUUGAUGAGCGUANUCAUCUGCAUUUUUUGUUUUCCAAUGUUUUCACUGUCCAUAUUUUUUGCUUUCCAAUGUUUCCAAUUUGUUGUUCUCUUUCAUUUUUCAUAGGCCAAUGAUGAAGCUACCCUAUCGGUCAUCAGAAUCUUGCAACCUGCAAAUCCAUCUGCUUUAUUUUUACCCUAUCAAUCCCAUUUGGUGGAUUCAAGCCUCAAAAGCCAUGAUGGACUUGCCUGUGAUAUUAAAUUUUACAGCAACACAAACUCACAAAGGAUUCAACAUUGUUAGGGUAACACCAAUAACUGGCUAUGUGAAGUUUUAAAUAUCAUGAUAUUGAGGAUUCUCUUCCUUGCAGUUUGCACCCUUUUGAUUUUGAUGAGCGUACACAUGUUACUCUAUCUUAAUAUGUGUGAAAUUAAUUAGUUAUUGUAGUGAUUGAAAUUGGAUGGAGGUUGCUUCAAGUUAUCCUUAUGAAGAAUUGUGCGUGAAUGUGUUGGUAUGGUUUUUUGUUAAGUUUCUGUGUGCUUUAACAAAUUUCUAUACUGUGU
Molecule: messenger RNA, 1152 nt
Organism: Cuscuta campestris
Lineage: Eukaryota; Viridiplantae; Streptophyta; Magnoliopsida; Solanales; Convolvulaceae
Source: the annotation of a GenBank genome assembly